GCAUGCGCAGUGGCCGCCUGCGGCUGCCGCCGAGGUGUACCUCAUCCGGGUCCUUGGCGCGACGGUUCGCCCAUGGCGACGGUGGCGGAGCUGAAAGCAGUUUUAAAGGACACAUUGGAAAAAAGAGGUGCUCUUGGACAAAUAAAAGCAAGGAUCAGAGCUGAAGUUUUUAAUGCACUGGAUGACCAAAGUGAACCACGACCACCACUGUCUCAUGAAAAUCUCUUAAUCAAUGAACUAAUUCGUGAAUAUCUGGAAUAUAACAAGUAUAAAUAUGCAUCAUCUGUUUUAACUGCAGAAUCUGGCCAGCCUGAAGUGCCCUUGGAUAGACAGUUUCUUGCCAAAGAGCUGAACAUAGUGGAAGACGCAAAUGGAAAAUCAGUCAGACCUCUCCUAUAUGGAAUUGUCUCUCAUUUCUUACAUGGUGGUAAAGAAGGAAGUACCCAGAAUACCCUUGCAAAAGUGCUGCAUUAUCCAAAGCAGAACCUUGGCAAACAACCUGCAGAGAGAAAUCAAAAAGAUAGAAUUCCAGAACCAGGAAGGAUGGCUGGCAUAAGCAUCGAAGAGCCCCUUGUUUUACAAAGUAUAAACAGAUGAUAUCUGUCAUAUGCUAAUUUCUCAUGUGAAGUUCUAUAAGAGUUAAUUUAGGAAAUCCUUCUUUGCAUAAAUUUCCCCAGUAUGUCCAGUGGGACCAUUUCAGCUUGUUAGAGGUACCCCUGGGAGGGGAUGAUGGGGUCAUACUGUCCAUGAAAAAAUAAUGUUAGCAAAGGCUGUCUUCCUCCCCGGCUGACAGAAGGAAAGUUGUACAUGAAGCCAGGUUAGUGAAGCCUGUGUCUAGAACUAGGCCUAACAACACUGGUUUUACUUCAUAAAAUUUAUCAGAUAACUUAUAAUUUCUGCACUUUCCUUUCCUUAUUAUGUCUUUGUGCGUCUUUCCUGUGUUUCUGAAUAAAAUUUUUCAUUUUUGUUC
Phalacrocorax carbo (great cormorant) is the source of this 970-nucleotide messenger RNA. Lineage: Eukaryota; Metazoa; Chordata; Aves; Suliformes; Phalacrocoracidae. The record is from RefSeq and is a predicted model, not a curated record.